UGUUGAAACCUCUACUGUUGUCUGUUCGGGGUCACAGGCAGGGUUUGUUGCUGAAAAACGAACACCUCGAUGAAAGAAACAUGACCGAAACCUCUCCCGCCUCCUCUGCGCUCUUUGUCUUAAAGGUCUGAUGCCGUAACCUAAACACAGUCUGGACCACAAACAUAAACUUUGUUUCUUUAUUAGUCUUCUGUGAACCCUGUCUCAUAUACUUGCUGAUAGGUGAAUGGUUUUGUUUCUUGAAUGCAAAUGACAUUAGUCAUACUAUAGACCCUCCUCUUUACUGCACCUCAGACUCACACACACUCACAUAAACUUCUGCUGUGCAGGACAGAGAGUAGAUGCAAUGCUUUGAGGAGUGGGCGAGACACAUUUAAUAUAGCGUGAGCUUUGCACCGAGCACAUGCAAACUGACUCGGAGGACGUUAUUGGGAGCUGAGCCAGUGAAAAGCAACCAGAGGCCGAGCUCCCAGGAGGAUACGGACGACCACAGCAGAAAGCAAAGCAGGACAGAUGAGAUCGAUCAGUCAGAGCCCUGGUCCUCACGCACCGUGCCAAGAAGACACACAGUAGGAGGGCCUCGCACCGCUGGGGAUGUGAUCGCCAUGCAGUCGUACAGCAUUGACCAUAAGAGAGAGGCUUUUCUUGAACAUCUGAAACUGAAGUAUCCCAACCAUGCCUCUGUCAUCAUGGGACACCAGGAAAGAUUUAGAGAGCAGGUCAGGAGUUCUGUGCGCAGUGUGACUCCUCAGUCGGCUGUAGGGGAGUCAGGGGAGCCUCUCUCAUUGGCUUGCCUCAGCUCUUUGGAGGCCAUGUCGGAGGGAGAAGCUCUCUCCGCCUUCACCCGAGGGAGCCGCUCACGGGCGAGCCUGCCUGUGGUCAAGUCAAACAACCAGACCAAGGAUAGGUCAUUAGGUGUACUGUACCUGCAGUAUGGAGAGGACACCAAACAGAUCCGAAUGCCCAAUGAGCUGACGAGUGCAGACACUAUCAAAGCUCUGUUUGUCAGUGCCUUUCCCCAACAACUGAGUAUGAAGACACUGGAGUCACCCAACGUGGCUAUAUACAUCAAGGAUGACACCAGAAACAUGUACUACGAGUUAACUGAUGUCAGGAACAUCACACCACACUCCUGCCUGAAGGUGUAUCACAAGGAUCCAGCCCAGGCUUUCAAUCAAAACACAAGAAGCAAUAAUGGAGAUGUUCGGACGACAAGAGAGAGGCUUUACAGUAGCAGACAGCAGCCUGGAAGUCCCAUCAACUCAGUCCAGGGCUCCUUGUCUCCUCCUACACCUCGAUCUGUGCCCUCUUCCCCCUCCAGGAUUUCAUACAGCCAUUCUGUUUCCAUGCCCGGUGGCGCGACCUUACCCAGGGAACGUAUCCCGAGCGUUCCCCCCAGCCGCUCCAACACAUCCAGCACUAGUGCCAUCCUAGAACGAAGAGACGUUAAACCAGAUGAAGAUCUGGGCAGUAAGAGCAUUUCUUUAUUUGCUGACCCGUACGCUACGAUCGAGGCCAGGCUCAGCAUCGCCUCUUCUCAAGGCAGCCAUCCUGGAGACACCCCAGACGGGGUGCCGUAUAUCCAGCAUCGCUCCUCUAUCAAGUCUACUGGCACUUACGCAGAUGGCCAGGACCAGCACACCCUCUAUAGACAGAGGUCCCUCAAGUACAGCGAGACCAAAACUCCACCGGCUUCACCCCAGCGGGUCAAUGAGGUCAGAAUGUUUGACAUACCCUCACAAGGCAUGACAAUUGAAAGGGCAUCAGCUGUUAGGAGAUCUUUACGUAAGGAGAGUAAUGGAAACAUGGACGUAGUGACCAGGGUGAGAGGCAAUAUGGCUUCUCCUGUUUUUGCUGACUUUCCGCCUGGUCAUGGAGAUAGACCGUUUCAGGGAGAUCCUCAGAGUGUAAGAAUAAAGGCUAUGGAGCAGCAGAUAGCCAGUCUUACUGGACUUGUUCAACAUGCUCUUUAUAAGGGUACAAAUACAAGUGCCAAAGAGACCACGAGUGAGAAAACAUUGAGGACGGCCUCUCCUGCUCAUAACAUAAAUAGUGGUGGUGUCUAUGCUGUAGCAUCAUCUAAGGACCCAGCUGUAAACACAGACCCCCUUUUAUCACAUGCUCAAGCCCCUGUCAUAGACUCUGCUGCAAGCCCUCUCCUCUUCACCUUCAAAAGAAACGUCUCUGACCUCAGACUCCAACUCUACCAGCUCAAACAGAUGCAGCUACAGAACCAGGAUACCAUAAGAAUGAUGCUACGACAGGCAGAGCAGGAGAUCUCUGGAAAGCUUUCAGUGGCUGCACUGCGCGCUGAGGACCCUGUUCUCAAACAGAAAGUCCAGGUGGAAGAAGAAAGACAUAAGUAUAUGUGCAUGGAGGAGAACGUUCUCUUGCAGCUUGGAGAUUUGGAGAACUAUGUUGAGAAGAUUAAGAGAAAAUCCACCUCCGACACGGGCCAUCAAGCAGUCACCCUGAAGGAUGUAGAGGAAGGUGCAGUCAAUCUACGCAAAGUAGGAGAAGCAUUGGCAGCACUUAAAGGAGAGUUCCCAGACCUGCAGACGAAAAUGCGAACGGUGCUGAGGGUGGAGGUGGAGGCCGUGCGUUUCCUGAAGGAGGAGCCUCAUAAGAUGGACAGCAUGCUGAAGAGAGUCAAAGCCCUGACUGACAAUCUCAGUGCAUUGAGAAGAUAUGCCACUGAAAGCCAGAAUCAUGAAUUUGAACCAGUCCCCGUAAAAACAGUUACUGAUAAUUCUAUCGUCUUCGCGGGGGAAUGCGGAUCUCCCAAACCUCUCCGCAAUUUUCCCGCUCCACAGUCAAGAUCACCUACAAAAGUCAGUCCUUCAGAGCCCACACCCUUAUCCCCCUACACGGUGCACCGGGUCUGGAGCGCUCCCAUCAGCACACAUCACGCCAGCCCUCCCCUAACAACCAUCCACACCCGAGACUCUUCCGUUGUGGCGAUGGUCAACCCCAGGAGCAGAGAAAACAGCCCAGUGCCCCAAAAAAGAGCCGCUCAACAGGGUCAGGAAGCCCUGCCGAACACUACCACCAGCACUGGAUCUUUCACACAAACAGAGAUCAACUUCAGUACAAACAAGAGCACGUCUGAAGAGGUUUCAGAAAGAGCAUCAGAGUACAAUUCCAGCACGGUUCAUUCUCCCGGAAGAAAAACGGAGAAGGAAAUGGAAAGAAUCCUUCAGCAUACCCAAGCCAACCUUUUGAAGGCCAUACCUGACCUGGAGUUAAGCAACCAGGAGUCCUACCAACCAGCCAGCAGCCUGCCAGACAAGGUGGAAGUGGUCCCCCUGUCUCCCCUGCCUGAACCCACACCACAAGAUGGACCCAAAGCGGAAAAACCUGUCCAGGCCAGUUUGGAGAGACCACAGAAGCCAACCAUAGAAAAGCCCCACAGGGCCAGUGUUGACAAAGUAAAGCCCAACCCCGAAAGCUCCUGCAAAUCUCCUCCCCCUCCUCCACCACGCAAAUUCUACACCACAGGAACCGGGCGUUCAGGAGAGGUUGUCUACACCAUCCGGAAAGAGUCCACUAGCGCUCAGGAGGCUGAGGAAGAAGCCCCGGAGCCCAAACCCCUGCGCGUGCCCCCAAAGGUCAAGCCCAAGCCUUGCUCCCCUCCCCCUGUCAACACCUUCACCUUAAAGGAUGAAGUAGAUGAAGGAGAUAAGAUUAUGGCAGAGCUACAGGUAUUUCAGAAGUGCACAAUUAAAGAUUUACAGCCCAGAUAUAUUGUUGAUCUCACAACCCAUGAGCCCUCAAACAAUGAUAAGGAGCCAGGGCUUUCCUUCUCUCACCACAAGCAGACCAGCACUCAUCUAUCAGAGGAAGGAACACUGUCGGAAAGCAGAGAAGAUAGUGGAACACCUGCCUCAUCUAGGGUCGUAUAUUGCAUCACCGGAACGACUACAAAGACAUCAAGUGCAAGCAAAUAUGAAGCAGAUGACCUAAAGGAUCCUGCAGAAGCCACUUUUCCGUCUUCCAAGGUUGCAUCUGAGAACACUUCUGACCUUUCCCAGCGAUCAAACUUGUUAACAUCAGAUGAUGUAUCUCUUACUUCCUUUAAAUCAGUCAAGGAGAUCCAAAGCAAGCUUAGCAAUCCUCAGCAGGUGUCAACCGGCUCUGUUAACUUUUCCAGGAACGGCCCCGGAGCUGGAAAAGAGAUGUCACUUAUUACUCCCGUAGAGUCACUUAGGCAUGUAGCCCCUACAGCAGCUUCUGAGAAAGUCACACCUGUCGAGACAUCAGAGCAGCAGAUAGUCUAUACAUCUAACAUGCAAGAUCAGGAGACGCCAGUAAAGCAAGGACAAAGAAUGACCACUGUUGAAGUUACGCUUGUUAGCAAGAGCGCAGAAUAUCAGGUUCACGCACCUGUCAGUCAACCAAGCACUGACCCAUUGUGGGCGUCACAGUCGUAUGAUGACAGUGUUACAAAUGUACAAGAAGUGAUAACGACGUCAUCCAAAAGUCAGGACAGAUACACCGAAGACGCUAGUUUAAGUCCAGACCUACCAGGAGAAGAAGCUCCCCCUCCGCCAAAUAACAUCGCUUUUAGGAUCACUAAAUCUAAAGUACAGGCUCUGUCGACAGGAGAGUAUCAACAGCUGGUAAACAGCAAAGGCACGGAUGUCCAGACUCUGAAAGUGGGCUCCGAACCAAACCUAUUUGCUCCAGAGGACCCUGGAUAUGAUAAGAAGCCGGUUAUCAUCAUUUUUGAUGAGCCGAUGGAUAUCCAACAGGCAUAUAAGCGGCUGUCCACCGUCUUUGAGUGCGAGGAAGAACUGGAGAGGGUUCUGUCAGAGGAACGGAUCGAUGAAGAGCCCGAAGAAGAAGAAGAAGAGGAAAUGAACUCAACGGUUCACGUCAGUCAGACGACACCUAGAAAUAAUCUCAUAGAUCCAUGCAGGACCGAGAACAAGCUUAACAAUCAAAGAAGUAACAGUGUCGGAAACGCAGCAUCUCUACAAGUGGAGAACUCAUUUGAAUCCUCUCUUGAUGUUGACGACGGAGACAAAACAGGAUCUUCAAAAGAUGCGAAAAAGAAAUUCAAGUUCAAGUUCCCCAAGAAGCAGCUCGCCGCUAUCGGCCAGGCCCUUCGUAAAGGGGAUAAAACGGGGAAGAAGACGCUGCAGGUGGUUGUGUACGAGGAUGAAGAGGAACCGGAUGGAACCUUGACCGAGCACAAAGAAGCCAAGAGGUUUGAGAUCAAACCUUCAACAGACCCAGAAUCGACUACGUCUCCGCCUUUAUCACAAAGCCCGACCUCCACAUCCCAGUCCGCCAAAGAGAGAACCGAGGAGAUCCGUAAGACGACGUAUCAAACGUUAGAUAGCCUUGAGCAGACCAUCAAGCAGCUAGAAAGCACCAUAAGUGACAUUGGACCUGCACUGUCAACUGAAGUCUCCAACAAAGACUCCAAGCUUAAAAGAAACUCCAGUCAAGUAGAAACAGAGCUGGACAGUCCCACAAAAACACCACCUUCUCUGAAGCCAAAACCCCACAAGUCAUCUCAACAUAAGAGACCUAAAUCGCAGUCUCGUUCCUCCACAAGCGCAUUAGGCUCCUCCAGUUCCUCCAGCUCCAGCAGUAAACAGAGCUCACCAGGUGACUCGCCUAGUAAGAUUUCCUCGCCGAAUUCCCGCCAGAAGCCGGGGAUUGCGGAAAAACCUGCAAAACCCGGAAAACCCCAAAAGCUCCAGGAUUCUCAGAGGCAAUUCCGACAGGUUGUUUUACUGUAAGGCUGCCAGUGUAAUAGAUUUCCUAUGGUAUAAAGACAAAGGAGCGUCACACCCCGUAAACCUGUGAAUCCGUUUUGUUGUGGACACACAUGGAUCCUUGUACACCAUUGCAAGCACUUGCUUGUGCAUGAUUAUCAUGUAGCACAAAGGAUCAGACUGUGUAAUGUCACUGUGUUGCUUGAGGAGGAAUGACUGGAUUUUCAGUUGGAAAAUGAAGACAUUUAGACAUUCAGUCGGCCUCUUCUGCAUAGCGCCAAAAUUCCUCCUUUUUCCCUUUACUGUUUUAGGUGUAAAACAAACUUGGAGAAAAAACACAAAAGUGUGUUGACCCAUAUUAUGCCGUUUGUUACGAGAGCAAUAUUUUUGUUGGUGGUUUUAUGAAUAUAGAGCUCUAUAUUUUCACGUAUGUGUUAUCCUACUCGACUUUCCAUGUCUUCCGGCAUCUUUGUUUAACAGGAUUGCCAUUAAAGCUGGUGCUUCCCUUACUUUGCCGCCUUCUAAGAUCCCAACUCAUGGAUCACAGCUCAACCCAUGCUCCUAAUUCAAACACAUCUAGGAUUACUAAUCAAACCUCUUGCUCUUCUUCCAAAUCCUUUAUACCAUGUCUCAGUCUGAGCUGGCCCGGCGGUAGACCCGCUUCUCCUGCUU
This is a messenger RNA of Misgurnus anguillicaudatus (oriental weatherfish), 6398 nucleotides long. The record is from RefSeq and is a predicted model, not a curated record. NCBI's taxonomy places the organism in Eukaryota, Metazoa, Chordata, Actinopteri, Cypriniformes, Cobitidae.